CUCUCCUCCUGUGCGCGCUCACCGUUGCACAGUAUCCAUCCAUAACCAACCAUAAGAGCGCAGCGCAACAGGAUCAGUACGGGUUGCGCUAGCUUAUUAGGCAAGCGAGGGAGUAGUAGGCAGGCACUGUGCAGGAGGUGAUCCAUGGCAAGCACGGUGGAGUCGCCGACGAGCUCGUGCGUGUCGUCGGACACGGAGGAGGAGGCCGCGGCGGUGACGAAGCCGAUGGUGGUGGUGGGGUGCCCGCAGUGCCUCAUGUACGUGAUGCUGUCGGGGGCGGCCGAGGAGCAGCCCAGGUGCCCCCGGUGCAAGAGCCCCGUGCUGCUGCACUUCCUCCACGGCGCCGCCGCCGACGUCGCCAGCACCAACAGGCAGCAGCCCAGCAAGAGCUAGCCAGCCAAGAUGCCGCUGCUUGGUCUCUGCGUGCUGCCUGCUGAUCAACCGCUAACUUCUCCUGCCAUCGAUCUCCACCAUGUUCUAACUCGUGUAUUCUGAUGCACUCUGUAUUCUUUUUCCAUUUUCGUCGACGAUAAAUCUUUUACAGCCUGGUGCAAUUGGUUCGGUUUUACUGUCUGUUAGCAGUGGCUGUCCUUCUCCAACAACCUUUAGAUGUACUGUAUGCACGUGUUCUGCACCGUGAAGGUCGAUGUCUGUUUUAAUCCCCUCCUUAAUUUUGGUUUGAAUAAGAUGAGAUUUCAUUAAGAAAGUCGUUUGCAA
Molecule: messenger RNA, 717 nt
Organism: Triticum aestivum (bread wheat)
Lineage: Eukaryota; Viridiplantae; Streptophyta; Magnoliopsida; Poales; Poaceae
Product: protein GL2-INTERACTING REPRESSOR 1
Exons: 1
Coding region: 145-393 (82 amino acids)
Source: RefSeq, a predicted model, not a curated record